UUUUGAAGUUUGGAUUAGAUAAAUUAAUGGAGUCGGAAGAAAGCUCUUUUGGAUGUGAAGACUUGGAAAGUAUAAUUGGUGAAACUGAUGCUAAUGGACACUGGAUAAUACAAGACACUGCAGUACCUGAAGCAUUAGAAGGAGAGGGAGAGGAGGAGCAAAGAGGACCAGAGACAAUAUACAUGUACGAGGGAAGAGACUAUUCUAAAGUUGAUGAGAAAGACCAAAAAACAUUUGAAGAAUUAUUAUCAGGUUAG
Molecule: messenger RNA, 257 nt
Organism: Amphimedon queenslandica
Lineage: Eukaryota; Metazoa; Porifera; Demospongiae; Haplosclerida; Niphatidae
Product: chromodomain-helicase-DNA-binding protein 1-like
Exons: 3
Coding region: 27-257 (76 amino acids)
Source: RefSeq, a predicted model, not a curated record